AUGGACCAAAUAAAGACUCAUUGCUAUGUUACUUACUCGUCCACCGAAGAGGCUGUUGAGACACGAAAUGCUGUGUACAAUUUGCAAUGGCCUCCAAAUGGUGGGCGGCUCUUGGUUGCAGAGUAUGUUGAUCCUGAAGAAGUGAAAAUGAAGCUAGAAGCUCCUCCUACUCCAACUGCCUCUGUAAACAGUGUUCCAACAAGGGAACGACUUCCAUCGCCACCACCCCUUCCUGAGAAAGUGGAACCACCUAUUGUCACUCUGGAUGACCUCUUCCGCAAAACCACAGCAACUCCUCGUAUCUAUUGGUUACCUUUGUCUGAAGAGCAAGUUGCUGCAAAACUUGCGGCACAAGGUAAAAGUACGAGGCAGUAG
Molecule: messenger RNA, 375 nt
Organism: Lathyrus sativus (Indian pea)
Lineage: Eukaryota; Viridiplantae; Streptophyta; Magnoliopsida; Fabales; Fabaceae
Source: the annotation of a GenBank genome assembly